Camelus dromedarius (Arabian camel) is the source of this 4024-nucleotide messenger RNA. It is a transcript of the gene RASGEF1C, whose product is annotated as RasGEF domain family member 1C. The transcript is spliced from 12 exons. Gene Ontology annotation, biological process: positive regulation of GTPase activity; Ras protein signal transduction. Gene Ontology annotation, cellular component: plasma membrane. Lineage: Eukaryota; Metazoa; Chordata; Mammalia; Artiodactyla; Camelidae. The coding region runs from base 2168 to 3505 and encodes 445 amino acids. Gene Ontology annotation, molecular function: guanyl-nucleotide exchange factor activity. The record is from RefSeq and is a predicted model, not a curated record.
CCCAUGCACUGAGGCCCAGGCCAGGGCCCAGCUGGCGGCGUGAUGGGGGGUUGGAGGAGGGAGGGCAACACGGGCUGCCCAUCUGCUCUCUGGGCUUCCCUGUGAGUCCCAGCGGUCCUGGCCCCCAGCUCCACCCAACCCCUGGCCUCAGUGACUUGCUGCUCCAGAAUCGAGCUGGGUCCGAACCCCACCCUCACCCCCACUGUGUGUCCAGCACCCCACACUCAGCCCCCAGUAUCAGGCCAGGCCUGAGAUGCUCUGGAAGCUUCCCAGCUCAUCUCUUGAAGCUGUGACAUCCUGGCUUCCCCAGAAAGGACGCCUGCAGCCCCACCCACACCAUCUGACAGACCACCCUGCCCAGCAGAGAGGUUUCCAGAAUCACAUCCACCUCUGAUUCUGGCUCAUCUUUGAGAAAACUGAACCGGGAUCUGGGUCAGGCUGCAGGGAGAAGAUGGCAGGUGCCUGGUAGGAGAGAGCAGAACUUGCUGGCCUCAAGAGUGUUCUGUCUUGUGGAAUGAGGUUCAGGUGCCGGGCCCUGGGUGUGGUGCAGAGGCGGCCCCACCCCAGAGCUGACCACUGUUCCCCACUGAGCCUGCCCGCAUGCCCAGGAGCCUUCCUGCCAUGAUGGACAAGAGGCAAUUUUGUGAAAUUUUACAGUUUCAUCAGCUGAAAAUUGAACACUUACACCUAAAUUUACUGGGAAGGUGAAAAUAAAGCUGUGGCUUUCCCCACGGCUGGGACUGUCCAGGCUGCUGUCCACAUUGGUUCCCACACCUUCCCCACACUGUAACCCAGUCCCCACACCCACCCCCACACACCCUUGAGACAGCCCUCUGUGGGGCUCCCUCUGAUCCCCCACAUCAGCUCUGACUCUUCAAGUCCUCUGUCUCUACUUCCAGGGCCACCAGGUCACCCAGGGGGGCUGGAUAAGUCAGAAACAGGCCAGGACCAGGAGCUGUCAUGAGGGCAGCAGGGGUGAGAUAAGCAGGGUGAUGGGGACACUGAUCCCUGGAAGGCCCCUGUGGUGAGCGUGCAGGACCCCACAGUUAAGACUGCAGGCUGACUUGAAUGUCAUGGGGGCAUGGUUGAACAGUCACAGGUUUGGCCAGGACUCUUGCCCUGAGUGCCCCCAAAGGCUUCGUUCAGGAGCACUGGCCUGUAGGGAUCUGUGAAAGAGCCUGAGAGGAAGCACAUUCCUCUGCACACUUGUGGGUGGGCACCUGCUGCAGGCCAGGCCCUUGACUCAGUGCUGGGUGGGAAGACAUGCGUGCUCUGGCGCCACCUACAGGAGGUCUGGGUGGAGCAGUCGCCAUGUAACAGCGCAGGUGGGCUUUCGCUGCCCCAGGCGUCAGCAGCCCCCAAGCACUCAACAAUGCUGAUGAGGAGGAUCUGCUGGUGCCCACCAGGAGUCAGGCCCAGCCUUGGAGGAGCUGCUGCAGGGAAGCAGGAAAGCAGGGAAGGUUCCGCCUAGGAGGAGGAGUAUCAGCCAUGCCCAGAGGGAUGGAGAAUUGAAGAUGGUGGGAGAGCCUUCCAGCAGGAGGGCAUAGCUGGACAGGUCAGCAGGUCCUACGCACAAAGAGCCUGGAAUGCCAGGCUACAGAGGACAGCCAUUUGGCUGCACUAGAGAGAAACUCAACUUAAACAGGCUCAUGUGAUGGAGGAGUCCACAGAACAGCUUCAGGUACAGCAGGAUCCAGGGCCUCACACACUGACCUCAGGAAUGUUCUCAACUUCCUGACCCUUUGUGGGGACAAGAUGGUCCCAACGGUGCCAUUCCACCCGCUCAGGGUCCCCAGGGGAAAGAGCUUUCAAGUGCCACAGCGUUCUAGGACUGCAUCUGAGCCAUCCAGUCUGGAUCAGGUCCACUCCUGAUUCAUUCUUGUGGUCAGCGGCAGGCAGAAUAUACUGACUGUCCAGGCCUGGUCAAAAAUAACCUUCAUUGGGGUUGGGAGUAGGUACUGGAAAGAGCCAGUCCCUAAAAGGUUUGGACUAAGAGUAGAGGAGAGAUGGUUCCUAGGGGCUGCAGUGGCUGUGGGGUAGGGGUCCCUCCCAGGAAGUGAUUGCUGGGCUCAGGUGGGCACAGAAGUGCCUGUGGGAGGCAGGCCCCACCCAGCCAGGAUCCCUGGGGACCAGCAGGUCCAACUCUCCCUUGCCGUUGCAGGCAGGCAUGCCCCAGACACUGAGCACCUCCGACAUGGUCACCCCGGGCAGCCUCAGCCCACCCCCUACUGAGCCCACGGAUGGCGAGCAGGCCAGGCAGCCCCUCCUGGAUGGAGUGCCAUCCUCAGCCUCCCUGGACACCUUAAUCCAGCAACUCGUGCCCACAGCUGACUACUACCCCGAGAAAGCCUACAUCUUCACCUUCCUGCUGAGCUCCCGCCUCUUCAUCGAGCCCCGGGAGCUCCUGGCCCGGGUCUGCCACCUGUGCAUCGAGCAGCAGCAGCUGGACAAGCCGGUGCUGGACAAGGCCCGGGUCCGGAAGUUUGGCCCCAAACUGCUCCAGCUGUUGGCCGAGUGGACAGAGACGUUCCCGCGGGACUUCCAGGAGGAGUCAACCAUCGGCCACCUGAAGGACGUGGUGGGCCGCAUUGCCCCCUGUGACGAGGCCUACCGGAAGAGGGUGCAUCAGCUCCUGCAGGCUUUGCACCAGAAGCUGGCGGCUCUGGGCCAAAGGCCGGAAAGCCUGCUGGGCGCCGACAAGCCCAUCUCCUACAGGACCAAGCCUCCGGCCUCCAUCCACAGGGAGCUCCUGGACAUCUGCAGUGACCCCUACACGCUGGCCCAGCAGCUGACCCACGUGGAGCUGGAACGACUUCAACACAUUGGACCCGAGGAGUUUGUCCAGGCUUUCGUGAACAAGGACCCUCUGGCCAGCACAAAGCCUUGUUUCACUGAGAAGACUAACAACCUGGAGGCUUACGUGAAAUGGUUCAACAGGUUGUGCUACCUCGUGGCUACUGAGAUCUGCAUGCCAGCCAAGAAGAAACAGAGGGCUCAGGUGAUCGAGUUCUUCAUCGACGUGGCCCGUGAGUGCUUCAACAUCGGCAACUUCAACUCCCUGAUGGCCAUCAUCUCUGGCAUGAACAUGAGUCCUGUCUCAAGGCUGAAGAAGACCUGGGCCAAAGUGAAGACGGCCAAGUUUUUCAUCCUCGAGCACCAGAUGGACCCAACAGGGAAUUUCUGCAACUACAGGACAGCCCUGCGCGGGGCAGCCCACCGCUCCCUGACCGCCCACAGCAGCCGGGAGAAGAUCGUCAUUCCCUUCUUCAGCCUGCUCAUCAAAGACAUCUACUUCCUGAACGAGGGCUGUGCCAACCGCCUCCCCAAUGGGCACGUCAACUUUGAGAAAUUUCUGGAGCUGGCCAAGCAAGUUGGAGAGUUCAUUAGGUGGAAACAAGUGGAGUGUCCCUUUGAGCAAGACCCCAGCAUCACCCACUACCUGCACACUGCCCCCAUCUUCAGCGAGGAUGAAAAGCUGAGAAAAUCCAAGAGAAGUUACCUCUGAUGUAUGAGCCCUGACUGGGACCGUCACAGCCUCUCACAGAAGACCUGAGUCUGCCCUCGGCUCCGUCAGACUUCCCUGACAGGGCAUGCUGGUAAUGCAGUCAGCCUCUGGCUCCCUGAAACAAGCGAAAAUAGAGACAGUCUCAGCAAAGAGACAGAACAUGUAAGGAAGAGGCAAGUGGAAAUCGUGUAACUGAAAAAUGCAAUAACUGAAAUAAAAAACCGAGUGGAUGGGUUCAACAGCAGGAUGGAGAGGACAGAGGAAAGAAUCAGUGAGCUGGAAGAUAGAACUAUAGAAAUUAGACAGUCUGAACAAUAGAGGGAAAACAGACUGAACCAGAGCCUCAGGGACCCGUGGGGCUGUAAGAAAAGAUCUAACACUCAUGUCAUCAGAGUCUGGGAAGGAGAGGAAAAUUGGGUAUGGUCGAAAAGUACUUGAAGAAGUAAUGGCUGGAAAGUUCCCAGAUGUGGAAAAGACAUAAACCUACAGAUCUAAGAAGCUGAGUGAAUCCCAAAUUGG